AUGCCCAUCUACGCAAAUACUCCCGAGUCGAGACUCGGCCGCGCCGACUCAAAAAAUCCUGCGACGACAUGUAGAGGAGUCACCUCCAACGGCCGGCCAUGCCGGCGCCCGAUCACGGCCGAAGAGGCCGGGCCACUCAGUCGCUUGAAGCCCAUCCGCACCGACAACCCGGCCGACGAGAACUCGUAUUGCUGGCAACACAAGGACCAGGCGAGCGCCUCAGCCAAAUCGAGCCCGGGACCUAGGAUGUCCCACAAGCCGAUUCUUGAGGAGCGAAGUAGCAUCGAUACACUAGCAGAUCGGCUGGGUCUUAUCAAGACCCAGUCCGCGAGGCCAUCGAAAGGAAACGGACGCCCGAGCGUCAGUGGGCAGCACCAUCAGUACCAACCACACCAGUCGCGCCCGAAUCAUGCGAAGCAGAAGGAGACCACAUUCUGUUUCUGCUUCCGUAUCCCCGUCGAAGAUAUCGAGCCGCCCCCGCGCCCGAAACCCCAUCCUCUCCAGCAAACCUCGGUGUCAACACCAGCAAGACUGAGUGGAAAGAAGCCCUCAGGGCAACAUCUGGUGCCCGGAUCCACCGGCCAUUCCGGCCGUGGCUCACGCCAUGGCUCCGAAGCUUCCCAGAUGGCGCAAUACAUGCACCUCAUCCGACCCGAUUGCGACCCCCAAACAGCGUCCUUACUCCUCGCCGAACUUGCGAAGCCCGUGUCGCAACAGGACGAGGCCGGCUACAUUUACAUCUUUUGGCUGACCCCCGAGUCCGAACCUGCUACACCGCCCGUCGAAGCCGCUCGCUCGCUACUCGCUCCGCCGUCCACCCCGGACAACCGCGCCCGCCGGCCCAGCGAUGUCAUCGACUCCUUUGCCCGCUCCAUCAUCGAUGACGACGAUAGCUCGGAAGAUGAUGCGGCGGACGAGGGCGGCAGCCGUAGCAGAGGUGUCAAGGGCCAAGCCAAGACGCGCAAGUCCAAGCCCAAGAAGAAAAAGACCAUCCUCCUCAAGAUUGGCCGCGCUACCAACGUCCAGCGCCGCCUCAACGAGUGGCAGCGCCAGUGCGGAUACAACAUAUCGCUGAUCCGAUACUACCCGUACAUCCCGUCGAGUAGUCCCGCCGACACGACAUCGCGCAAGGUGCCGCACAGCCACAAGGUCGAGCGGCUCGUCCACAUUGAGCUGCAGGGCCGGGGUUUGCGUGUGACGGACCGGGACAAGUGUGAAGCAUGUGGGCGGGAGCAUCGUGAAUGGUUUGAGGUGGAGGCAUCCAGAGAUGCGGUGACGGAGGUGGAUGAGGUGGUCCGGAGGUGGUCGGAUUGGAAUGAGGGGUUGCUGUGA
Messenger RNA from Dichotomopilus funicola, 1332 nucleotides. RefSeq names its product GIY-YIG nuclease family protein. The record is from RefSeq and is a predicted model, not a curated record. Lineage: Eukaryota; Fungi; Ascomycota; Sordariomycetes; Sordariales; Chaetomiaceae. The transcript has a single exon. The coding region runs from base 1 to 1332 and encodes 443 amino acids.